AUGAAGGUCGUCGUAACAGGCGCCUCCGGUCUACUAGGGCGAGCAGUCUUCUCGCACCUCACCGCCCUCGAUGAUGGGUCGCACCAGGUCUCUGGCCUGGCGCGCUCGCGAUCGCAGCCGCCGCUCACUCAACUCGACCUUCUGGACAGCUCAGCCCUUCGCUCCCACCUCUCCUCUUUCCAGCCUGACGUAAUUAUCCAUUGUGCAGCGGAACGUCGGCCAGAUGUAGUAGAGAAGGAGCCCGAGCGAAGCCAAGAGUUGAACGUCGACGUUCCCGCCAGGCUGGCGGAGAUGAGCAAGGAAAUGGGGUUCCGCCUCAUCUACAUCAGCACAGACUAUGUAUUUGAUGGAAGCAAGCCGCCAUAUACUGUGGAGAGUGAGCCGAAUCCUCUGAAUGCGUAUGGGACGAGCAAGUUGCUGGGAGAGAGGAUGGUCAGGGAGAAGGGCGAGGAGGGGAGGGUUACCUGUUUGAGGGUGCCUGUAUUAUACGGCCCUACCCUCACUCCCACCGAAUCAGCAGUCAAUGUCCUCACCACGGUCAUUCUUCCUCCCGCGGAUCCCAACAAGAUGAUCAAGAUGGACGCCUACGCAGUCCGCUACCCAACCAACGUUCAGGACGUUGCUCGCAUCCUUGGCAACGUCGCAAGCCUCUCCCUGACCAAGCCCCUCCCGCCCAUUCUGCACUACCAAGCAACAGAGGCAAUGACCAAAUACGACAUGUGCAACGUCUUCUCGCGCUUGCAGAAUCGUCACUCGCCCCCACUCAAGGAGACGUCCGUCUCCCACCUGGACCCGGAGUACGAGGUUGACCCGGUGGCUGCUACUGCUCGCCCGAGACACUGCAAGAUGGACACGAGUGCAUUGCAAGAGUACGGUGUGGAUGUGGGACACACGGAAUUUGAGGAGUGGUGGUCGGGGGAGAUGGAGAGGGAGAGGGGGAGGGAGGAAAAGAGGUUGGAGGAGGCAGCCAGGGAGGCAGAGGCCGCAAGGCGAAAGGCUGAGGAGGAAGAGAAAGAGAGGCAGAAAAAAGCAGAGGAGGCGGAGAAAGAGAGGCGACGCCUUGAGGAGGAAGAGCGGCAGAGGAAGGCGGCAGAGGAGCGACAGCGCGCCGAGGAGGAGGCGAAGGAGCAGCAGAAACGGGAGGAAGAGGAGAGGCAGGCGCAAGAGGCAAAGCAGGUCGCCGAAGAGGCUGCGGCUGCUGCUGCUGCUGCUUCAUCUGCUACCACCGCUACCUCUCCUACAUCCCCAACCUCCCCGAGUAAAGAGGAUUCUUCGUCUCGCGACGCACCCGAGGAGGCCGUAGUAGAAGGUGACGAAUCGCAGUCGGCCAGCCGCGACCCAGCCCUGGGUGCCCCAGCUCGCGAGCAGUCCCCACACCCGUCCUUCUCCUCCCUCCGAGCAAGGCCCACCCCACCGGAUGUACGCAGCCCUUCAAGCUCUCAGCCCACAUCGCUCCGCAAUGCCGAAGGGGUCGUGCAGCCCCCAGUCUCACUUGCCUCGCAGCCACUCGAGCGCGUCGAACAGGAACACAAUGAGGCGCCGCCUACGCCGCCCAAACCGGGCAGGGGCCCAGCAUCAGCCGCCAUGGACCAGAGUGUGUCAGAAAGCUCCUCCGCCUCUACGCCGCAGGGCUCUCAGACUAUCCGGCCUAAUCCAUUUAGGCAGCCGCCUGAGAUGCCUGCACAGCUUGACAUCGGGACGCAAGGUGGUAGAGCGGGACCGGAUGAGGAUGAGGAGAUCUACGGUCAAGCUUCGCCUCAUCCUUCAAGGGCGCAGAGGGCGGUGGUAGAAGGCGAGCAGCAAGAUGGGGAGAGAGGAGCCUUCCAGAAGGGGUAUGGUGAGGUCAAGGCCGGCCUGGACGAAGCCACAGGCAACGCUGACGCUGCGACGUCAAGCCAGUUGGCCGGGCCCGCUCAGCCCACAUUUACGAUCAAAGUCGGCGACCCGCACAAAGUCGGAGACCAUCUCGCCUCAACAGGGCACAUAGUCUACACUGUUCGGACCACCACCAACUCGCUUCUUUACAGAUCGCCGCAAUUUUCCUCCCUCAGGAGAUACAAUGACUUUCGCUGGCUGCAUGCUGCACUGGUGCACAACAAUCCGGGUAUCAUCAUCCCGCCUGUACCCGAAAAGGUUCGCGGGCUUAUCAGCCGCUUCUCACCAGAUCUGGUCGAGGCGCGCCGUCAUGGGCUGGAAACUUGCGUGAACAAGAUCUGCGCCCAUCCGGUGCUCUGCAAAGAUGAGGACCUGCGCCUCUUCCUAGAGAGCGAAGAUUUUGCCCGCGAUGUGAAGCUGAGGGAUGCGAGAAAGGGCGCUGUGCCCACGCCGGAGCAGCGGACUUGGAUGGGAUGGAGUGGGACGGUUGGAGUCAACAGUGGAGUCAAGUAUACCGAGGGAGAUGAGUGGUUCGACGCGCAGCGUGCCUACCUGGACUCACUGGAGGCACAGCUCAAGCACAUGGUGAAAGGGAUCAACGCCCUCUCUUCGUCACGCAAGGAGCUUGCCGACUCAAUUGCUGCCUCCUCGCAUGCGCUGAUGAUGUUGAGCGGCUCAUCAUUGUCCCGCUCCCUGUCUGCUGCUUUCGCCGGCUUGGGUGACUUGCAAAGGAGAGCACAGGAGCUCGAAGAGGUGCAAAGUGAUCGCGACAUACGCCAGUUCGGCUCCGUCCUUUACGAGUACGAGCGUGUCGUAGGCUCAGUCCGCAAAGCCUUCUCGUCCCGCAUCGACUGUUGGCACCUGAUGGUCAAGUCAGACGAGGAGUUCCGCAAGGCCCGCGUGAGGCACGAUCGGCUCAAAGGUUCCUCUUCCAACCCAAACGGGUACGACUCUUCCUCCUCCGGCGGGGCAGGCGGGUCAUACCAUCACUUCCACCAAUACGAGGAAUCAGUCCGCGAUCUUGGUGAGAGCGAGACGAGGGCGCUCGAGGCGAGGGCGAGAUUCGAUUUGGUGGGCAAGAGGUGUAAAGAGGAGAUGGCUAGGUUCGAUCGGGAGAGAUGCAAGGAUGUCAUGCGGGCGGUGGAUGAGUGGUUGUCGGGGAUGUUGGAGAGGAGGGAGGAGCUGCUGCAGGAGUGGGAGGAGUAUGCGCGCAGAUGUCUUGGUAUUGAGCUGGGUGAUCCGCCGCCGCCGAAAGAAGGGGAAGAGGAGAAGGCCGUCGAUGCUGCUGCUGCUGCUCCUGCUCCUGCCACCGCCGCAGAUGCCGCAAAGCAAGCUGAGACCAAUGGCGACGAAGCGCAAGCGAAGGAUACUGCCAAGGCUACAGAGCAGGGACAAGAUCCAAUCGCUUCGAGCACAGAAGAGACCGCAGAUACCUCGAAGCCGCCAGCAGACGUCCAGAUUGUCACUACCGAGGCUAACGACGAUCAGAAAGCCACGCAGCGGGUUGAGGACGUCCCGCCGCCUAAUGAGCCGGAUCAGUCCGGCAGGACGCAAAGGCAAGCCUCUUUGGAGACGGUUGGUGAAACUGGCGUUAGUGGGGACAGCGUACUGGCGGACACACGGCGGGACACGGAGGAAACGAAUGAGCAGCCGGUGCCUGACCGAGAUGGCGCUGACGCCGCCACAGAGAGGGAACAAGCUGCGGCCGUCGUGCCUGACGUGAGCAGUACGCACGGCACGAGCGGUACCGAGGGCGAAGAUCAAGAGACCAAGCAAGCGGAGAACGCGGGUCUGGCUUCGACACCUCCCUCGUAA
Molecule: messenger RNA, 3690 nt
Organism: Jaminaea rosea
Lineage: Eukaryota; Fungi; Basidiomycota; Exobasidiomycetes; Microstromatales
Product: Vps5-domain-containing protein
Exons: 4
Coding region: 1-3690 (1229 amino acids)
Biological process (GO): protein retention in Golgi apparatus; retrograde transport, endosome to Golgi
Cellular component (GO): endosome
Molecular function (GO): phosphatidylinositol binding
Source: RefSeq, a predicted model, not a curated record